Capsicum annuum is the source of this 2221-nucleotide messenger RNA. RefSeq lists its product as uncharacterized. The record is from RefSeq and is a predicted model, not a curated record. Gene Ontology annotation, biological process: carbohydrate metabolic process. Gene Ontology annotation, molecular function: hydrolase activity, hydrolyzing O-glycosyl compounds. Lineage: Eukaryota; Viridiplantae; Streptophyta; Magnoliopsida; Solanales; Solanaceae. The transcript is spliced from 3 exons. The coding region runs from base 544 to 1947 and encodes 467 amino acids.
UGAAUGUGAUGGCACUUGGCAAAUGGCAGUGGAGAUACAAGUAAAUCAUAUGAAACAUGAAAGAAAGAGUAAUUAAACAUUAAAGAAUUUUAGUCAUAGCAGUAACACUUAGAGAAGAUGCUCUAGGGAGAGAGAGAGAGAGAUCGUCAAAGGGAAGAGAAGUAUAAUAAACAUAGAUAGGUGGAAUUGGGGGGGCCAAGGGAGGAUCUUUGGUCUCAAGUUAUCAUCAUUAUUAUUAACAUUAACAUUCCAAGAUCCAAUAAACUACUUACUCAUUCUUUCUUUCUUAGUCAUUAACCCUUAUCUUCCCCUGCAAUUUUGGGUUUGUUGGGGCAAGAUUUUACAGAAAUUAGAUACCCAAAUUAACCUUGCAACAGCUAGUCAAAACAGUAGACAGCUGAUCUUAAGGAAAUUGAUCAUAUGCACACAACUUGAUAAUCAGCUCAAGUAUAUUGCUCAGCUGAACUGAAACAUAUGUUGACAGAUUUCGUUCAAUCUUCAGCUGGGCUGUUUUCAGUAUCUUCAAGAUAAAAAAGGAACAAAAUGAGGUUCAAGAAUAAAUCAAGGAGCCCAACAACUUUACGUUGCAAUGCAGGACGCAGAUGCUCAUUUUCAAUUCUCGUAUGGAGCAUUGUUGGUUGCCUUCUUUUACUUCAGCUAUACUCCUUUAUUAGCCAAAAAGAUGCACACUAUGGGGGGGCACACUUACGUAUAAACCAGCACCCUCACUUUCGCGAGCUUGAAGAGGUUGAGGAGGAAAAUAUACAGCUUCCACCACCAAGGAAGCGAUCCCCACGUGCUGCCAAACGAAAGCCUAAGCGGCCAACCACCUUGAUUGAAGAAUUUCUUGAUGAGUCUUCCCAGCUAAGGCAUGUUUUUUUUCCUGGUCAAAGAACUGCUAUAGAUCCUCGUAUGAGUUUUGAAAAUGAUACCUAUUAUUAUUACCCUGGAAGAAUGUGGUUGGAUACUGAGGGAAACCCUAUACAAGCUCAUGGGGGAGGUAUUCUAUACGAUCAGAGGACAAAAAUGUAUUAUUGGUAUGGAGAGUAUAAAGAUGGGCCAACAUAUCAUGCUCACAAAAAAGGAGCAGCACGAGUUGAUGUUAUCGGUGUUGGUUGCUAUUCAUCCAAAGAUUUGUGGACGUGGAAAAAUGAAGGCAUUGUUUUGGCAGCAGAAGGAAAUAACGAAACACAUGACUUGUACAAAUUAAAUGUGCUGGAGAGGCCAAAAGUAAUUUACAAUGAGAAGACAGGUAAAUAUGUAAUGUGGAUGCAUAUUGAUGAUACAAACUACACGAAAGCUUCGGCUGGCGUUGCCAUUAGCGACUACCCCACUGGUCCAUUUGAUUAUCUGUACAGUAAACGGCCCCACGGAUAUGAAAGCAGGGACAUGACACUCUUCAAAGAUGAGGAUGGUAUAGCGUAUCUUGUCUACUCCUCAGAGGACAACAGUGAGCUUCAUAUUGGUCCACUUAACGAAGAAUACACAGACGCAACCCAAGCCAUGAGAAGGGUUCUUGUUGGACAACACAGGGAAGCCCCUGCUUUGUUCAAGCAUGAAGGGACCUAUUACAUGAUCACAUCGGGUUGUACUGGUUGGGCUCCGAACGAGGCCCUGGCUCAUGCAGCUGAAUCAAUUAUGGGGCCAUGGGAGACCAUUGGAAAUCCAUGCAUUGGUGGGAACCAAGUUUUUAGACAAACAACUUUCUUUGCUCAGAGCACAUUUGUGCUUCCUUUGCCUGAGCUACAUGGUUCCUUUAUUUUUAUGGCAGAUAGGUGGAAUCCAGCUGACUUGAAGGAUUCAAGGUAUGUGUGGUUACCUUUAAGAGUGGCAGGGCCAGUAGACCAGCCUCUUGAGUACAAUUUUGGUUUCCCCUUAUGGUCCAGAGUGUCUAUUUAUUGGCAUAAAAGAUGGAGACUUCCUUAUAGAUGGCAGGAAAUAAUAUGAGUAGAGGAAUAGAGAAUUAGUUGUACAAUAUGUUUUGCAAUUUUUUGGUUUUCUAAUAAUUUUUCCAUAGUUGUAUAUUAGUAUUAUUAGCAUUUUUUUUCUUAUUUCACCAUAAAGAGUAACCAAUUCCAUGCAGCAUAACAGUAGGUGUAAAUAUUUUAGAUGUUAAACCGCUGUGCGCUAUUCUCAUCCUUGGCUACGUUUGCCGUAAUAAUGUAAUUUUGGAGUUAGGAUGACUGUUCUUGAGUGAAAACGAGCUCGCCUUUCUCCUUCA